Messenger RNA from Lottia gigantea (owl limpet), 1753 nucleotides. RefSeq lists its product as hypothetical. Lineage: Eukaryota; Metazoa; Mollusca; Gastropoda; Lottiidae. Gene Ontology annotation, molecular function: protein binding. The annotation marks the transcript as partial. The transcript has 10 exons. The record is from RefSeq and is a predicted model, not a curated record.
AUGAAGACCUCCAGAACUAGUACAGCUGGUAUGAAAAGUGAUCGGAUUGAUGAAACAUCUUGUGGAGUGUAUUGUCAACAUCCAGCUUGUUGGCAGUCCAAUCAGAGACGAGAGAAAGGAUUCCCAUUCCAGAAUGAUAAACCUACUGUUGUUCAAAGUAGAACAGAGGAGGAUGGAUGUAAGUUUAACUUCUUUUUAAUGACUAAAUGGGCUAAUGAAGACGGGCAACGCCAUGCAGGAAAAGUGGCUCUAACACCACUGUUGACACCAGAGUCAGUGGUGAAACCACCAGAAAAGAAACCACCACCUAAAGUUAAGGUUCUGGAAGUUCAAGAGCUGUUUGAUUUAGAAGACCUAGAGAGUCGUUGGGAUGAAACGUUUCUAACUAAACAAUGCUAUGUCUGGGUUCCUAACCCUAAUAAGAAGAAGACUGAAAAAGAAGAGAGACUAGCGAUCACUGCCUCUGAAAAGUCUGGAAUUAUUCCUGCUAAAGAUGUAACUGAAGAAUUAGUUCCAGAAAAAAUCGAAAUUGAAAGAGAAGAAACCAAACUAUUGAAGAGACUAACAAGAAGCAGAUCACCUUAUGGUAGAGGAAGACCUUCAGUUAGAUCAUCUUAUCCACAGAGGGUUCCUUUUGAUUCUGAGGGUUUGAACAAUUUAUUAAGUUUACCAAGUGAUAUUUUAAUGGAGGUUUUGGAGCAUUUAAAGGAGAGUGAUUUUAUGUCUGGUGAAAGAAUCAAUGAUGUCAUUCAAGACUUUCAGCCGCCAUUGGUUCGAGAUUUUACAGGAAUGUCCAUUGGAACUGCUGAAGCACUGAAGCAGAAGAAAAUGGCGUUACUGAGAGACAAAAAGAGGAAUAUUCGAGAAUCCCAUUUAAUGGACACACGGCCUGUAUUUCAAUUGGAUGAUGGUUUUGUAUUGGAUCAAGUUACUUGUGUAAAUACACCGGCCAUGGAGUUUGAAAGUGAUAAAGGUCCCUCUCCUAACUUCUCUGUCCAUGGUUUAUCAAAAUACAAGAAACCUCUUCCAGCAAUAAAAAGAAUCAGAAGCCAGAAUAAGUAUCAUAAGAGUAAGAUAGCGUCAGUGUCUCUUGGACUUCCAGAAUUACCUUCAGGCAUCAAACAUACCAAACCUUUUACUUAUAAAAAAACAGACAUCGUCGAUCUCAGUAUAGGUCCUAUGCCAACUCCACCCACCAGUGUUAGAAGUUCUUCAGUAGGCGCAUCAGAGCAUGGUACCACUUUAAGUGUUAAUAUGGACUCUCCUGUUGAAAAUACAUCAAGCAAGAAGGAAAUUUCUGUAAGGUUUCCUGAGAUGCCAGCAUCACCAGAUUUGGUUACUGGUUGUAGAAUGCCAGAACAGUCAGCUUCCAAUGAUCAACUGAAACACAAUGGCAUGAGUGAACAUGAUCUUUUAUCAAACCAAAGAACAACUGUGCCUGUUAAUUCCCCAACUAACUCGGAUUGUGAUCUUGGAACAAUUCCUGAAAAAUCUGCCAGAGAUAACAUGGCAGCAUCUGUCCAGGAUGAUACUGAGAGGAACUUAAUGAGCAAAUCUGAAGUUGUGGACACUGCUGCCACAGAGAAUGCUAGUACAUAUCCAGAAAUCACUGCUAGAGGACUAGAAUCUUCAGCCAAGACUCAUUUUGUAGAGGAUUCGAAUGUGGUCAAUUCCACCUAUUCCAGUCCAGAUCCAUGGCCUCAGGUCACCGAAGCAGUUUGCACUCCCGAUCAGAAACCUCCAAUUACCAUUC